AUGACGGCCGACCCUGAUCAGAUUGCCGACUUGGUUCUGCAACAGUUCCAGAAGCUACCGGCGAAGCGCAGGCCCCAGGUCAGAGACAAUGGACUCCACGAAUGGGUUCCCCUGAGCGGCAUCGUUGCUGAGAAGGACGGUGUUUUAACAUGUCUUUCACUUGCGACGGGAAUGAAAUGUCUUCCAGCGAGCAAACUCUCACUGGCGAAGGGCAACGCCUUACAUGACUGGCACGCCGAGGUCCUCGCUAUCCGCACCUUCAACCGCUACGUCCUGGAUGAGUGCAACAGCCAUCUGCAAGGCACUGCCUCAAAUGUUAUCAGGAGGCGUGAGCACUCUGAGAUAACCAUCGACUCGCCUCAGCCGUUUGUCAUCAUGGACGGCAUCAAGCUGCACAUGUACUGCUCUGAAGCCCCCUGCGGCGACGCGAGCAUGGAACUUACCAUGGCGGCGCAAGACGACGCCUCGCCGUGGGAGAUCCCUCCUACGCCGGACGCCACUUCCGCCUCCGGAACCACUGCUACUACAACCGACGCUGAAUCCCUCCCCGGACGCGCCUACUUUUCCCAGCUCGGCGUUGUCCGCCGCAAGCCAGCCCGCGGCGACGCGCCUCCGACAAUGUCCAAGUCGUGCUCCGACAAGCUCGCACUGAAGCAGUGCACAUCCCUACUUUCCUCGCUCGUCUCGCUAAUCGUCCACCCGGGCAAUGCCUACAUCUCGACCCUCGUGCUGCCGGAAUCGCAGUACUCCGCCACGGGGUGUGAGAGGUCCUUCUCAGAGACGGGCCGGUUGAAGGCGCUGGCGGGUAGACGGUGGCGGAGCGGCUACAGGUUCCACCCCUUCGAGGUGACGACAACGACGAAGGAGUUUGGGUUCUCCAAGAGGAGCGUCGGGGAACGGGCCGAGAAGCUUGCGGCGAGCAAUCUGGCGGCGGCAUGGACUGUGAGCGGUGUCGACGAGGGGACGAUGGGGGGCGGGUUGCAGGGGCGGAAGGCCUUUGAUGUCAAAGGGGCAAGUAUGGUAUCUAGGAGGAGGAUGUGGGAGCUUGCAGUUCUGCUCGCUGGGAGACUGGAAGGGGAUUGGGAAUUGUUGCGGCGCACCGUCGAGGUUGAUACAUAUGCCCAAGUCAAAGGAGGAGAGCUCCUGGCAGAUAGACGUGAGGUAAAGGAGAGCACGAGGAAAGAGGGUUUGGCGGGAUGGGUUGUCAACGUGGGGGAUGACGGCUUCUCCCGUCUAUAA
Molecule: messenger RNA, 1239 nt
Organism: Colletotrichum spaethianum
Lineage: Eukaryota; Fungi; Ascomycota; Sordariomycetes; Glomerellales; Glomerellaceae
Product: tRNA-specific adenosine deaminase TAD2
Exons: 2
Coding region: 1-1239 (412 amino acids)
Biological process (GO): tRNA wobble adenosine to inosine editing
Molecular function (GO): RNA binding; tRNA-specific adenosine-37 deaminase activity
Source: RefSeq, a predicted model, not a curated record